AUGUCUGACGAGCCGACCACCAGCGGCCAAUCUGCGCCCCCUGCUGCUGAGGAGGUGGAAAAGAAGGUAGACGAGACCACGACUGAAGCUGAAGCUUCUGAUGCGCCUGCUGCUGCUGCUGAUGACGCGAAAUCCUCCGAGGCAGUUGCCAAGGACAAUACCGAGGAAGCACAGGAGGAGGGGUCCAAGACCACAGAUUCCGAGACCAAAGACGCGGAACCUGCUAGCAAGUCUAAAGAGCCAUCCAAAGCCGACGAUACAGACGUCGAAAUGAAGGACGCGACAGACGCACCCGAGACGAAGGAAGCCUCCGAAUCUGCUACCGGGCAUGAUCAAGAGCAAGAGCCCGCCGCUACUGAUGCGACAGCUGAUAAGUCAAAGGCGCGUCGCAGGUCUUCGGGAGUUCCGGAGCAUAAGGGCAAGAAACUUAGCAAGAAAGCAUCUAAGGCCAAGCUGUCCCACAAGGACGCGAAGCCAGGUGAUCACUUCCUUGUGAAGCUCAAGGGAUACCCCCAAUGGCCUGUCAUUAUUUGCGACGAAGAAAUGCUCCCCGAGACGCUUAUCAAGACACGCCCCGUAACUGCUAAGCGUGCCGAUGGAACGUAUCGCGAAGACUUCGCCGACGGUGGCAAGAGACAAAAUGACCGCUCGUUCCCUGUCAUGUAUCUUCGCACGAACGAAUUUGGCUGGGUCCCCAACUCCGCUCUGCAGGAACUCACCGCGGAGAAGGCGACUGAACUGCUUACCGAUAAGGUGAAGAAGGUGGAGCUGCGGGACGCUUUCGAACUUGCCAUUGAACAGAAUUCGCUCGAACACUACAAGGAAGAAUUGCAGAAGUACCAAGAUGAACUAGCUCAGAAGCAGGCUGCCAAGGAUGCUAGAGAAGCUGCGAAGAAGAACAAGAAAAAGACCCCAGCCAUCCUUGACGACGAGGACAUCGAAAUGGGCGAUGCUGCUGAUGAGGAGGUGGCCCCAACUCCGAAGGAGAAGUCCAAGUCGAAGAAGAGAAAGGCCGAGGAGGAGGCCGCUAGCACCCCUGCCCGAACCGAGUCUGCAAAGAAGCCCAAGAUCAAGCUGAACACUUCUUCUACUCCCAAGACGACAAAUGGAACUGCAACCCCAAAGUCUGGAAAAGAUCAAGCUGCAAAGCCUGCGAAGACCAAGUCGUCGAAGAAGGACGGUGCCGAGAAGAAGGAGAAGGAAGUUCCUAAGGAGCCUGAGUUGACUGCUGAAGAGAAACAUCAGCGUAAAGAGAAAGAGGUUCUUUUCCUGCGUCACAAGCUGCAGAAGGGUCUUCUCACGAGAGAUCAGGAGCCCAAGGAAGAAGAGAUGAAGAUGAUGUCGGAUUAUAUUACGAAACUGGAGAGCUUUCCUGACCUCGAGGUUUCUAUCAUCAAGGCGACCAAGAUCCACAAGGUUUUGAAGGCCAUUUUGAAGCUUGACUCUAUUCCGAAGGAAGAUGAGUUUAAGCUCAAAGACCGAUCAUCGACAUUGUUGGACAAGUGGAACAAGAUCAUCAGUGGUGUCGAGACGGCGGCAGUCCCCGCGGCGGCUUCAACUCCGGUUGCUACCAACGGUGUUAACGGCACUUCUGGUAAGACUUCCACUGACUCCAAGGAGAACCCCGCCGACUCGAACGGCGUUAAGGAGGAGUCGAAGGACACUGGAAAGUCCGAGGAGGCCGACAAAGAUGCGACGGACGGGAAGGAAAAGACAGUCGAGGACGAGAAGUCCGAGGAGCCUGAAAAGGCGGGAGAAAAGACCGAAAAAACGGAAGAGUCAGUUGAAAAGCCAGCUGAAGAGUCUGCACCUGCGCCUCCGGAACCGGUUGAAGCUAAGGCUUAG
This is a messenger RNA of Colletotrichum truncatum, 1845 nucleotides long. RefSeq names its product PWWP domain-containing protein. Lineage: Eukaryota; Fungi; Ascomycota; Sordariomycetes; Glomerellales; Glomerellaceae. The record is from RefSeq and is a predicted model, not a curated record.